AUGACGUCGCCCACUGCCAUCGCUGCUGGCGUAGUGACUACAGCAGCGAUAAUGACGGCCGUAUGCUUGGUCACCGUUGGAUAUCUCAUCACCGAUAUCGAAGAAUUCUAUGCUGAAACCAUUAGCCAACUGGUUGAAGUAAAGGACAUCGCCAACACGGCAUGGCGAGAGAUGCAACCCGAGCCUCACGAUAUUUUCCGAAUCAAAAGGGAAUCGAGAAGGAUACGGUUACCGCGUCAGAUAUGCCAUUGUAAUCCGCAACCACCACGUUGUCCUGUAGGUCCACCAGGUCCUCCCGGUCUACCUGGAGAAAGAGGAGAACCUGGACUGCCUGGUAUAGCAGGGAAGCACGGUCGUGAUGGUAUUAGUCUUUCAGGCAGUGGUGCAACACUAGGAUGCAUAAAGUGUCCAAUGGGACCUCCAGGCGCACCUGGUCCAGAUGGCCCUAUGGGUUGCGCUGGCAAUGAUGGCAAUCCUGGUAUGAAAGGUCCCGAUGGCGGAUAUGGACCUCCAGGUCCUCCGGGCCCGCAAGGUGAUGCAGGACCGCCAGGAUUGAAAGGAAUGCCUGGAAGUCCUGGAGAUCCUGGAAGAUGUGAGCAAAUUGCAUACGGAGGGAGAGGACCACCUGGACCCAUGGGACCCCCUGGUCCGGCAGGCGUUGCGGGAUCUGCUGGAACGUCAGGAGCUGGUGGAAUGCCUGGACCAGUGGGACUACCUGGGCCACCAGGGAUGCCGGGACUUAAAGGAGCUAAUGGAAAGCCAGGAAUGCCUGGAGUCGAGGGCUUCCCAGGACUAGAUGCCCAAUACUGCCCAUGUCCGGAUCGAUCACGCAUGUCAAAAUUACUACGGAAGUAUAUCUUCAGACUUCACGAUGGGGCUGUCAGACGUAGACGCAUUUGA
Ostertagia ostertagi is the source of this 900-nucleotide messenger RNA. The record is from the annotation of a GenBank genome assembly. NCBI's taxonomy places the organism in Eukaryota, Metazoa, Nematoda, Chromadorea, Rhabditida, Trichostrongylidae.